This is a messenger RNA of Arachis ipaensis, 1149 nucleotides long. RefSeq lists its product as uncharacterized. NCBI's taxonomy places the organism in Eukaryota, Viridiplantae, Streptophyta, Magnoliopsida, Fabales, Fabaceae. The record is from RefSeq and is a predicted model, not a curated record.
AUGGUUAGUGAGGAAAGUUUUUUAGUGUUGGUGCACUAUAGAGGGUUAAUUAAGAAAAAAACACGUUCUGGUAUUAAGUUUACUCACAAGGAUCCCCUCAGUAUUUUUCUGAAACCUACAACGAGCUUCGCUGACUUCCUGAAUUCUAUAAUACAGAAACUGGGGUUACAACGUGUGAAACGGGUUGCGAAGUUAUUUUAUCGCAUUCCGAUCUCAGUUCUGCGAGAUGAUGUGAAAUACGAUUUGUUUGUCAUAGGGAGUGACAAGGAUUUGGAGGUUCUAUUCCAUUGUCGUCGGCAGUUUCCCGAGGUCAAGACACCUGAGCUGUUGGCAAAGCUUGUAGAUGUGCUCUUUAGUUCAGGUGGUUCAAACUGGAAUACCCAAACUCCAACAACGACAGCCUGUUCUAGUUCGAGACCUAUUGGUGCAUCUUCAUCCGUGCCUGUGAUUGCACCUCAGGAAGUGCGUGGGACACCAGAUGGUAUAGACGAUGCAUUGUCGGAUGAUGAUGACACUGAUGAUGUGGAGCCGGACAUCAUUGCCGAUGAUAGCGGUUAUGACAUAGUAGCGAGUAAUUCAGAGGGGAUUCCUGGCAAACCUAUUGGAUUUGGUGCCAAAGAUACUCAGGGUACCGGAGGUCUAUCAAAGUUUCAGGAUAAAGAGGAGGCCAUGUUAAGCGUGAAGACAUAUAGCAUCCGACUCGGGGUACAGUACAAAGUGGUCGAGUCCGAUUAUCGCAAGUACCUUGGGAAGUGUACGGAAUUUGGCAACGGGUGCACAUGGUUGAUUAGGAUCAGUCUCUACUGGCGUAGAGGUAUUUGGGAGAGGCAUAUUUCGUGUUUAGGCCGACUUAUAGGAGGGUUUGGUUGUCCCAAUACGAGCUCUUCGCUCAACACGACGCCUAUCUGGAACAUCAUCCACCCAAUCUAUGUCAGGAACUCGACCUGCACCUCGUUGAGUCGCCUCGACCGGAAUAGGAACGGCCCUGGGGUUACCGAGAAAGAGCUCAGGUCACAGGAAUCUCCUGCCAUGCUGGCUCCACCAAUCCAGAAACUCAUGCUACGGACCUGGGUCUGGCACAACAUCAAACCUAAGCACAUGAUCUGCCCAGUUGUCCGAAUGAAGGUGCCAAAACUGCAAGCUGUAUGA